AUGGGAAUCACCGAUUUCUUUUCCGACCUUCUGAGCUCCGUCUCCUUUGUGCAGGAGGUCCAAGCCGAAGCUCCUGCCGACGACAACGAAGAGUCAAGUGACAGCGGCGAGGGAGGCAACGACGAAGAAGAAGGUGGUGAGGAUAAAAAGGAAGGUGAGGAGGAAGGAGGUGAAGACGAAGGCGAAGAGGAGGGCGGAGAAGACGAGGAAGAAGAGGAAGAGGAGGAGGAAGAGGAACCCGUGGAUCCAAAGCCACGGCUGGAAGAAGAAUGCGCCCGAUCCGCCCAAUGCUCGGGAUACAAGCACCACUUUGACGAAUGCGUUGAGCGUGUCACAUCUCAGGAGGAGAAUCCCGAUCACAAGGGCCCCAAGGAAAAUUGUGUUGAAGAGUUUUUCCACCUUCAACACUGCGCAACACAGUGCGCCGCACCCAAGCUCUUCAAGCAGCUGAAAUAG
Molecule: messenger RNA, 456 nt
Organism: Fonsecaea multimorphosa CBS 102226
Lineage: Eukaryota; Fungi; Ascomycota; Eurotiomycetes; Chaetothyriales; Herpotrichiellaceae
Exons: 3
Coding region: 1-456 (151 amino acids)
Biological process (GO): mitochondrial electron transport, ubiquinol to cytochrome c
Source: RefSeq, a predicted model, not a curated record